Prinia subflava (tawny-flanked prinia) is the source of this 2003-nucleotide messenger RNA. RefSeq names its product katanin catalytic subunit A1 like 2 (gene KATNAL2). NCBI's taxonomy places the organism in Eukaryota, Metazoa, Chordata, Aves, Passeriformes, Cisticolidae. Gene Ontology annotation, molecular function: ATP binding; protein binding; ATP hydrolysis activity. The record is from RefSeq and is a predicted model, not a curated record.
GCCUCAUCCCCUCAGACAGCGUCCCCCGCCCAACCGCCCCCGACCCCGCGCCCCACAGGCGAGCUCGGCGCCCAUUGGCCAGCGCCGCCUUCUGCCCACGCUGCUCGACUUGUGAUUGGGCAGAUCUUCCCUCAAUCCUUCACCUUCCGGCGUUCUGAUUCGCUGCGCUGGGGAGGCGGGGCGAGCCUGUCGCCCUGGGGGUCGGCGGCGUGCGUGUCCGGGCGCUCGGUGCGUUAUUCCCAGCGGCGAUCCUGAUAACAUUCCCGUCGGCAUCCCUUGGCGCCAUGGAGCUGUCCUGCCAGGCGCUGAGAACCACCCACCAGGCGAGGGAAACGGAGGAGAUGCGAACAGAAGCUCGUCGGAAAAAUCUCCUUAUUCUAAUUUUGCAUUACUUAAUCGAGGAAGGAUAUGUUGAGGCUGCAAAUGCUUUGGAACAAGAGACGAAAUUAGGUUUACGUGGCUUUGAAGUUUGUGACAACAUUGAUCUUGAGACAAUUUUGAUGGAAUAUGAAAGCUACUAUUUUGUAAAAUUUCAGAAGUAUCCUAAAAUUACCAAAAAGGCUCUGGACACUGCAGAAAAUAAACAACAGCUGAGAUGUGGAGGAAGAACAAGAAGGACAAUAACUUCUUCUCAGAGUGUACCAAGGGUCAAACAACAGACGGUGCAACGACUAGUGUCAAAAACCUCACCUGGGAGUACAGCAGAACCUAAAUCUUCCACCAAGGAGAGCCCCAGACAGAACAGUGAUGGCGCAGAUACUCUGGAUCAAUCUGAUUUUGGUUUAAGCAUCUCAGGAAUCAGCAAAAGUGGAGGAGACAGCGCUCAUGCAAGAAAGGGCCAAAUAAUUGACUUCCACAAGAUGAUUCAGGAUGCUGUCAGAGUGCCACCAGAUGGAAUUCCCAUGAACAGCCUUAAUUGUGAUCCAGGUCCAUCAGAACGAUUAUUGAAACCUCUUAGUGCUUUUAUUGGCAUGACUGGUGAGAUGAGGGAACUUGCAAUGGUUGUGAGCAAAGACAUUUAUCUCCAUAAGCCGAACGUGAAGUGGGAUGAUAUUAUAGGACUGGAUGCAGCUAAAAGGCUGGUCAAGGAAGCAGUUGUUUACCCCAUAAAGUAUCCAGAGCUGUUUACUGGCAUUCUGUCUCCUUGGAAAGGAUUAUUGCUGUAUGGACCACCAGGUACUGGAAAAACCUUGCUUGCUAAGGCUGUUGCCACAGAAUGCAAUACAACCUUUUUCAACAUAUCAGCAUCCACCAUUGUCAGCAAAUGGAGGGGUGAUUCAGAAAAACUUGUCCGGGUGUUGUUUGAGCUUGCCCGGUACCACGCUCCUUCCACAAUUUUCUUGGAUGAGCUGGAGUCAGUUAUGAGUCAAAGAGGAACUGCUCCUGGUGGUGAACAUGAAGGAAGUCGGCGGAUGAAAACAGAAUUACUGGUGCAGAUGGAUGGCUUGGCCCGAUCUGAUGAUCUUGUAUUUGUUUUAGCAGCUUCCAAUCUGCCAUGCUGGAGGCGAGGAUCUUGCUGUCAAAGCCACAUCUCCACAGCGAGGCGGGCUGAGACGUCCCUCUCCUCCUGUGCCUGCAGGGAGCUGGACUCUGCCAUGCUGCGGCGGCUGGAGAAGAGGAUCCUGGUGGACCUGCCAAGCCAGGAGGCACGGCGGGUGAUGAUCCAGCACUGGCUGCCCCCUCUGAGCACCAGCAGCGGCAUGAAGCUGAGGACAGACCUGGACUACAGCCUGCUGAGCCAGGAAACAGAUGGAUACUCUGGCUCAGACAUAAAACUCGUGUGCAAGGAGGCAGCCAUGAGACCAGUGAGGAAGAUUUUCGAUGCUCUUGAAAAUCAUCAGCCAGGUAACAGUACCUUGGCCAUGAUCCAACUGGACACAAUAACAACAGCCGAUUUCCUGGAUGUGAUCACCCACACCAAGCCAUCAGCAAAGAAUCUAAGCCAGAAGUACACAGCUUGGCAGAGGGAAUUUGAGUCAGUCUGACAGAGAAAAAAACCCAAA